This is a messenger RNA of Helicoverpa zea (corn earworm), 1655 nucleotides long. RefSeq lists its product as uncharacterized. The transcript has a single exon. Bases 106 to 1590 code for a protein of 494 amino acids. The record is from RefSeq and is a predicted model, not a curated record. Lineage: Eukaryota; Metazoa; Arthropoda; Insecta; Lepidoptera; Noctuidae.
GAAAUUAUAUUUUGACUUUUCAAAGUUUGACAGGUGUAUCGUAUAGCGAAAAGGAGAUAUUUCAAAACAAACAAAUAAAUGUUUAUUUUUAGUCAUUAACCCAAAAUGAAGAAUGCAUCAUCGUUAAAGUCUAAUGCUAUUAAUUCGCCGAAGACACCGGGCGGUAUAAGUAAGUCUUUACUAACUCCUUGUCGAAGAGUUGGGUUGUCACGAAAUUGGAAAAACAAAGGGCCUUCGCCGUUUAUAUCGCCCUUGUCUGGCACUCCUCAAGAAGUGAAAGAAGAGAAGGUUGAGAUCAGGAAGCGGAAACAACGUGUAUUGGAGGAUAAUGUUGAAAAAACAUCUGAAACUUGUACUGCUGGCCCUGACGAAGUGGAAGUGGAAGAAAGUAAAGAUAUAGACAAAACACCAUCUAGAAAUGUAGAAUUACCUCGUAGAAAGAAAUCCAAGACACUUUUAGCAUCUAUUAAUAAAUCUCAAGAGGACAUAAUUACUCACCCAGAGGUAAAUAAUGAAAAUAUUGAUGUAGCUGUAGAUGAAGACAUUUCUCUUAAAAAAAUAGGGCAAAAUUACGAAAACAUUGAAGAAGUAUCAACUCCUGUAAGGACCAAGUCUAAAAAGAGCAAGAAAAGAUCCCCAAGACUGAAAGUAAGUACAAAAGAUGCUAAAACUGAUACAAAAAUAACUGUUGAUCCACAAAAUGAGGCGAGUACUGAUACACCUGAUAAAAGUUCUGCAGCAACCACAGAUAUGGUUUACCAAGUCAAAGAAAAGAGUCCCAAUGACCUUAGAAAAGAAUGUAUAGUUGUGAUACAAAGAAAAAUAUUUAAGAAAACAGAAGAUUCUAUGAAAGAAGAAGUUAAAGACGCAAAAUCGUCUACUCAAGCAUUAUUUGAUUCAGAUUCUGAUGAGGUGCCUUUAAUACAACUGAAUAAAACAGAAACUAAAAGCAAAUCGGAUAUUGUAACUGAACAUAAACAAAUAGAUAAUAAGACAGAGCCCAUACCAAAUUCAAAUGAAGAUGAUGAUUUCAUAGACAAAUCUACUAAAAUCAACACAAUUAAAAAUAAAGACUCAAAACCUUCAAAGAAUAAACUUAAAACCAACAAAAAUACCAAGACCAAACCAGAAAAAGUAAAAGAACAGCCAAAACCAUCAUCACAAUCCUCUUUUGAUGACGAUGAUGACUUUGAUAACAGUAAAAAAACAAUACUUAUAAGAAAAACGUACGAGAAAGUUAGUAAGCCGUUGAAAGCUAAAUCAACUGGCUCCAUAACUCAGAAAGACAUUGAUGAACUUAGAGCGAGGAUAGAAAUGAAGAAGAAAUUAUUGUUAGCUCAAUCUAUCAAUCCUGAUACUGAGGAACUCAGAAGUCUAAUAAAGAAAUGGCAAAAAGGAUGCCAGGAAGCUUUAAUAGAAUUAUUAGAUCUAAUGAAAACUAAACUCCAUGAUAAACAGGACAUGGACUACUCCCAAAUGUUGCAAACAUUGAAAAUUCCACCUUCCUUAGUUGGAUAUGAUGCAGAAAAUGAUUGUUUUAAUGAACCUAAUGAUGCCAGCAUCAUUUUAGGCCAGUUUGAAGGCAUAUAGUUAUUUAAAAUUUAUACUAAGAAGUUGUUACAUAAUUUAAUUAAAGUUUUUAUUUUAAGUAUUAA